AACUGACGGCCAUCCUCGGAGAUGCAGCCGAGAGACUCAAAAACUGAAAAAGUGCAGCAGUGAAAUGAAAGAAAGUGGCAAGUUAAAUUUUGAAAUCGUUUAAAUUUGAUUUCAAAGCACUAAAAUACAUUAAUUUGUAAAAAUUGUUCAAAGUGACGAUGCCCCCGAUGGCCUGGUAACUGACGUAGUACGAUUCGGUUCAAACCCGUCUUGAAAAAGUGCUCCAUUGGAAUCUGUUGGAAAAGUGCAUUUCGAUUGGUGGAGGAGACAGAGCUGCUGCAGUCCGUCGUCCGUGAUUGUCAGAAUGACGAGCAUGGAGCACGAAGCGAUUAAAUUCACUGGCCCGACGACGGCGACCUCGCAGGAUCUGGAUCUGGAGGAGGGUGAGGUAACAGACGACAGCGAGGACGGUUAUAUCCCAUUGCAGAGACCGGAGUUGACCAAGACGGAAUUUGCCGGAGGAGCCAGCGUCAGCCAACCGCGAACUACGCCACUGGAUAACCUUUCAGACCAGGACGAUCUGAACGAGUCGGAGGCCACUUCGGACGACAGCGACGAAGAUGGUGCGAGCUUUGGAAAACGGAUGAGGGGAAACAAUGACAAGAAGCUCCGGAUAAAACCACCACUGGAAAAGAUCCCCCAACCGCAGACCAGCCAUUCUUCGCUACCGAACAAGUAUAACAUCUGGACGGAGAGUCUUCAGGAGGACACACUGAUGGAAACAAUGCGAGGAUGUGACGUGACUUUGAACGGCAUGCGGAAUCGAGAUGUAGAAUCGUAUGAUUACAAUCUGAAGUACAGGAUGAACGGAGGCAACGCAUUCCAGAGGGUUUUAAAACGACGACAGUCUAAUUCGGACGACUCCGAUGGGUACGGAGGAGGCAAACGGUUUCGAUCGAUGUCAUUUGGAGGCAAUGGAGGCAGAGACAGAGAAAAGAAGAGCGUUAAACUGAGACUCGGCAAGCGAAACAGUAGCGAUAGUAACAGUAACGACAGCUUCCAGAGUGCAGCAAGAUUUGCUUCCAGGCACAUCGUAGAUCUGAACGUGCCAGUAGACUGUCCAAAUGAAACGUUCGCAACCGAACUGGCCAACAAAUUGUGCGAGGAAAAGGAUGAACUGAUGUUACGUGUAGUGAAUGUUCUUGGAAAAGAUAUCCCAGCAAAGUUGUUCAAAGAAACGCAGAAAAUCGAAGCCGAUGGUGGCAUGCUGAUUAUGAACGGUGCCCGUCGUCGGACACCGGGGGGUGUGUUCCUGUUUCUGCUCAAGCACAACGAAGAAAUCGACAAGGACGACAAAAAGGCUAUCUUCCUUGAGGAGAAAAAGACAGCCGUUAAGGAGCGCAAAAUUUCACAGGCCGUCAAUCGCGAGAAGAAGGUCGAAGAACUGAAGAAGACCCUCAAUAGACAGGCGGCCGAGAACGAACUGCCAACCCGUAGCGAUCUGCUGCUUUCACAUCUCAAAGCCGAAACUCACAGCACAUUGUCAAAUCCCCCACCAUCCCCGGUAGGUGAUGACCAUCGGGAAGGAAGUCCUGAUUUCGAACCACAAAAUGUUCAUGUGAAUGUCACAAGUCCAGAAAAAGCUCUCGUGGAUUCCAAGGAUGAACUCCUCGAGGCGGAAUCGGAAAAUUUGGCACUACAACCGCCGGCCCAGGAGCCUCCGGAGUUGCAGAGUUAUGACGAUGAUUAUCUCGAAAUGACGUGUGACGAUAUGGACUUGUUCUAGCGUCCCACCACGCACUGAAUGGAUGACGAGAAUUGCGCCAUGCUGGGUCAUGGCAUUAUUUGGAGGGAGUGAAUAAUACUGCGGAGGAACACUAAAUUUACUAUGUACAGUCAUUUUUUUUUUGUUUUGGCUAACAGCAACAGAAUUGUUGAUUAGAUUUUUGAUGCAUCUUCAAGCGGCAAGAACGAGUCAUGGACGAGUGCGCGGUGUGGACAUUUACGGAAUGUCAUCACACUACACUUAGAACUAUAAGACACAAUGUUUAAUACAAUGAACACAACAAUGUGUAGCUUUUAGGAAAUAUAUUUUGUAAAACCA
This is a messenger RNA of Armigeres subalbatus, 2044 nucleotides long. It is a transcript of the gene Phax, whose product is annotated as phosphorylated adapter RNA export protein. Gene Ontology annotation, biological process: snRNA export from nucleus. The record is from RefSeq and is a predicted model, not a curated record. The transcript is spliced from 7 exons. Lineage: Eukaryota; Metazoa; Arthropoda; Insecta; Diptera; Culicidae. Gene Ontology annotation, cellular component: nucleus. The coding region runs from base 305 to 1726 and encodes 473 amino acids.